AUGGUGCGGUGCACGGUGUUUCGCGUUUCCAGGCCCUUUGCUGCCCCGCACGUGCGUGGCUUCUGCACUGUCACAGCCCCACGGUUGUUUGCGGGGCUUCACGCAAGCCCGCUGCACUUAGACUCUAGCAACAGCAACAACGGCAACACUACUAAUGCUCCUCGGCACCCAAACAACGCGUCGGCCGGCAGCACAGAGAGCGUCAACGCGAUCGGGAAGGGAAGCGAGCAGGACGUACGUCACACCACCGCGGCAGACGACGACGUGACGGUUGUGAAUAAAGACUACAGUGAGGAAACGCAUCAAAGCACCGACGACGGCUUCCACGAGGACGCCAUUAUUGUGAGGGACGCCAAGGGCAACUCCCUCACACGCAUUCGGCGACUUCCGCUCACCCUCGUCGAGGAGGUUCCGCUGCCGCAGCGCAUCCUAACGGACUUGGAGCUGAUCAUGAUGGCGUGGUGUGAAGAGCACGCGCGGCAGUACGCCAUCUUCAUGAGCUUUGUGCGCAUCAGCAUCUUUGUGCUACUCUUCAUCAUUCUGUAUGUUUUUUACAAGACGACACUGUCGAGCGAGCGGGUACUCCGUGGUGUGGACAAGAUGCCGGCCGACCUGCGCAUUGGCAAUGUCGUGUACUUCGACGUCACCGAGAACGGCAUGGACAUUGGUCGCAUUGUCAUCGGUUUGCUGAACGAGGAUUGUCCGUUGUACUGCGAGUACUUCCACCGUCGCUGCACCGGCAACGGUGGCAAGGGCGAGUCCUUCCGUGGCAUGUCGCUUGCCGCGAUCGUGCCGCGACACUGCCUCAUCUUCGGCGACGGACACGAGAUGGAGCACGACGUCCCCGGCUUCAACUCGCACUACCUCCCGACCGAGCACCUCAGCGGCGGGGCGUGGCGGGGCGCGCUGUCGGCCAUCGCCUACGGCCCAAAUCGCGAAAGCCCGAACUUUUCGAUCCACAUUUCAUCCGGCGAUUACCGGCCGCAGGUGUUCGCUAUCGUGAUUGGCGGCUACAACGUGAUUGAGCGCAUGAACCAGGCCGGCUCGAAGCACGGCAAUUCCCCGAAGAAACAUUACGUGAUUGAGAGCUGUGGUGAGUUGUGCACGCUGGCCAAGUCGCACAUCGCACCGAUGCCGUGGAAGCUGUACGAGUCCGUGUCGGUCGGUUACGACGAGGAGAAGUUCGGGCCGCGUCUGUCGCCGGAUGUACUGCGGCACUCGGACGAGCUCGGCGCGGCCGCGUUUGCGAAGUUGCACAACGCUGCCGAAGCGGCGACCGCGACGCCGGAGAAGAAGAAGAAGAGGUGGGGGAUCUUUUAA
Leptomonas pyrrhocoris is the source of this 1320-nucleotide messenger RNA. Its product is annotated as putative mitochondrial cyclophilin 14, putative (CYP14). Bases 1 to 1320 code for a protein of 439 amino acids. Gene Ontology annotation, biological process: protein peptidyl-prolyl isomerization. The transcript has a single exon. The record is from RefSeq and is a predicted model, not a curated record. Gene Ontology annotation, molecular function: peptidyl-prolyl cis-trans isomerase activity. Gene Ontology annotation, cellular component: intracellular membrane-bounded organelle. Lineage: Eukaryota; Euglenozoa; Kinetoplastea; Trypanosomatida; Trypanosomatidae.